Molecule: messenger RNA, 1733 nt
Organism: Bolinopsis microptera
Lineage: Eukaryota; Metazoa; Ctenophora; Tentaculata; Lobata; Bolinopsidae
Product: serine/threonine-protein kinase NIM1-like
Exons: 10
Coding region: 1-1230 (409 amino acids)
Biological process (GO): intracellular signal transduction; protein phosphorylation
Cellular component (GO): cytoplasm
Molecular function (GO): protein serine/threonine kinase activity; ATP binding
Source: RefSeq, a predicted model, not a curated record
AUGGCGUCACCAUAUCAAAAGCUGAUCAAUGAGCUUAAAGACACAGAAAACUUUGUCAAAGAGGUUACUCUUGGUAGAAGAAUAGGGUAUUAUACACUUGGACAGAUUCUAGGUAAAGGUGCUUUCGCUGAAGUCAAACUUGGAAAUCAUCUCCUUAUGAAUGAAAAAGUGGCUGUUAAAAUAACUGAGAAAGGAAAACAUGGUUGUGGCAAAACCCUGGAAAUAAUGAGGCAAGAAAUUGGUGCUAUGGAGAAGCUGGACCAUCCUAAUAUAACAUCUCUCUACGAGGAGAUAGAAACGCUUGAUAAAUUCUACUGCAUUUUAGAAUAUGUUGAUGGCGGGACACUACAGGAUUAUGUUAAGGGUAAGUCACGAAGUGGAGUGUGCACAAUCACGGAGCAUACAGCCCGAUUCUUCUUUAUUCAAAUACUGGAUGCUGUGAACCACAUGCAUAGGUGUGGGGUAUUUCACCGAGAUUUGAAGACUGAAAACAUUCUUAUGGAUAAAGAUAAGACGAUAAGAGUUGCUGAUUUCGGAAUAAGCACUUGUGAACGAGGUUUAAUAACUCAACAUUGUGGGUCGCCCGCCUACUGCCCUCCAGAGAUCUUCAAGAAGAUUCCCUACUUGGCUGCUCCCAUGGACGUUUGGGCAUUAGGAUGUAUACUCUAUGAGCUGGGUGCUGGUGAUAUGCCUUUUAGGGCACCUACUAAGCAAGAAAUGACAGACAAAAUCCUGCAGGUUGAUUAUGUCAUCCCGGAGAAUUUUAGCGAUAAUCUCAAAGAUCUAGUACAAAAGAUUAUUGUCGGUGACACAAAAGAUAGGUUGACAUUGAAAGAAAUACGGGGACAUCCCUGGUUAGCAGGAGCAGAAAACAGCACCGAUUUCAGUCCCGAUCCCACAUUGUAUGCGGGAGAGGUUAGAGAUAAGCUGAUGGAUGUUGGUAUCCCAGAGGAUCUGAUCUCCAAGGCGAUGGAACGGGUCAGAAGUAAAGCUGAGCCCAAAGACCCUGUUCAUGGGACAUACAAGAUAGCUCUGCAUGGGAUACAUGUUGAUGCGUUACAUAAGCAGGUCAACGACAUGGGCAAGAGAUUCUCACUCGUUACCUCGGACUUGCUACCUCAGCCGAUGCUGCAGAGUCGGCGUCCUUCCUCUCUACCCGACUUCGACUCUGCUCAUGACUCCUUCUCGGAAGGUCGUGGAGGAAAGAAAAAGUGCUGCUCAGUAAUGUAAGUAGAACGCAGCAAAUUGUGACUAGGAUGACGUAGCCAUGGUAACCAUGCUAACAAUAGUUCCACACAAACUCUCACCACACUCUCACCACACUCACCACUCACACGAUUUUAAUUACAAAGCAGCCAUUCAAAUCAUAAAUCCUGCCAUUAUCAAGAUGUAACUUGAAGAAAGACGAUCUGCAUUACCUAAACUGUGUCAGUGCAAUCUACAUCUGUACAAUUUAUUACAAUGAAAGGUACCCACUACCCAAUGCCCAUUCUGGUGUGCAUAGUAUAAAAUUAUAAUGUCUUGUUUCUGAAAAGUAUGUACACUAUGUUCCUUUACCCUUUAUUUUACGUACAAAGAUUUUAAUAUUUUAUGGAACCAAUUAUUUCCAAACUUUUUCUGCUAUUUGCUAUAGACAACCAUCACCUUGAACUCUAUUUGAUUGCGAUUCUAUCUUAAAUUGUUUAUACUGUUAUCUUCAUUAGCUAAUCAUAAAUUCCAGCUUCAUUCCAGCC